This is a messenger RNA of Linum trigynum, 3110 nucleotides long. The record is from the annotation of a GenBank genome assembly. Lineage: Eukaryota; Viridiplantae; Streptophyta; Magnoliopsida; Malpighiales; Linaceae.
CGACAAAUCCCAAUUAGGUAUUAUUUUAUUAUUUUCUGACUUUCUGGCCUUUGAUAUUUACAUUUUAAAAUUCAUUAAAAUGCAUAUUUUAUUCUACAAAGUCUCAAAUUCCGACCACAAAUGAGAGCAAAGGAGAGCCACCAAAUGAGUCACCGGGCCCCACACCUGCCCAACCCAAAUACACCACGUGGCACGCUCUGGUCCCUCUCGCGAAUCCUAGAUAUUUUCCCCGCGCCAAAUCGCCCACAGCCGUCCGUUGUAAAGCAGGCAGACGCGGUCUCCACCGUCCGAUCCCGUGGGUUUUUGAAGAUCUUUAUCUCGAUCCGCAUUUGUUCCCCCUUCAAUUUAGGCAGCUUAUUAAGAACCGAGAAAACUCGGAAGGAAGGAUUUCAUAUUUUUCAUUUCCCCUUAUCUGACCAAACGACGACCACCGGAGCGAGAUAUGGCGCAGCGGAGGAGCCGGAAGGAGAUCGACAGAACGGAAGAAUCGGCGACCAGUACUAGCUGGAGCGGCGGCGGUGGAGGAGGAGAAGAAGGAGAGGUGGUUUUGAAGAAGCAGAGGAUGGAGGAAAACGGAGAAGGAGAGAUUGUAGAGGUUGAGAGCGAGAGCGAGGGAGGUUGUGAUCGGAGGAGCAACGAUUCGGCGGCGGGAUUGGAGAAGAAGUUGUCGCCGAUGGUGCUGAGAGUUUUGCUGGUGGAGUCCGACGAUUCGACUCGGCAGAUCAUCUCCGCUCUUCUCAGGAAGUGCGGUUUCAGAGUUGCGGCAGUUCCCAAUGGGUUGAAAGCGUGGGAGGUGCUGAAAGGAAAGCCAAAUGAGAUAGACCUAAUCUUGACUGAAGUUGAUCUGCCUGCUGUAUCGGGAUAUGCUCUUCUUUCGCUAAUAAUGGAUCAUGAGAUAUGCAAGAACAUCCCGGUCAUAAUGAUGUCGACGGAGGACUCGAUUCACACGGUAUACAAGUGCAUGAUGAAAGGUGCGGCUGACUAUCUUAUCAAGCCUAUAAGAAGAAACGAGCUUGGAAAUUUGUGGCAGCAUGUGUGGAGAAGACAAAAGUUGCUUGGGAGAGAGAUCGGCAUGAAGGACAAUGAUGCUGUCCAAGAUAAGCUAGAGCCUGCUUGUGAACAUAAUGCUGCAAGUAAAUGUUUGAGUGGUGAUGGAGCUUUUUCUCAGAGAAACAAGGAGUGUGCUGAGAAGGGCAGUGACACACAGAGCUCCUGCACGAUGCUGGAUGUGGAUGCUGUGGGUUCUGAAGAGGACCAGCCUGUAGCUGCAUGUGAGGAUGUUGAUGGAAUGAGACUGGGCAAUGUCGUUGCAAAUGUAGAUAUGGAUUCCAAGGCUUGCGUUGGUAAUGUUACUGGCGAGGAAAUCGAUUUCAUGGGAGCAGCUCCAAUGCACAUAUCUUCAACACAUAUGAAAAGCGAGUUUGACACAUAUGGGCGUUUAGAUCUCUCUUUAAGAAGUUCUUUUCGUGGUGGGUUCGAGAUUCAGCCUGCAGAAGGAAAAAACAGUCUUGGGCAUUCUAAUGCCUCAUCCUUCACACGUUAUACUGGCAAGCAACUAUACCUCCAACAUUCAGAAUCUGCUACUGUAUCCAACCCAAAGGAACUUGCAGCUGAUUUAGACCGGAACUGUUCGGGAAUUACUGAUACCGAUGGUCCAUCACCUGGGAGGAGCAUCUCUCCACCAGAUGUUCAAGUCACAGAACCUGCAACAGAAAAUGCAAUUCAUCAGCAGAAUGUACUUCGAACCCAAGAUCUAGUAUGUGGGAUGAGGAAACAUGACAUAAAGGACCAUCGCUUUAGUUCCAUGUUUCCUCCCUUUCAACGUGAACAGUCAGUCGAUGAUGCAUCACCACCACAGAGUCCAUGCUCACCCAACCGCCUAGAAACUCCUGUUAAGUCGAGUCAGGCUAGUGACUCGACCAAUGAAACCCCGCAAAAUCAGGACAAGAGGUCGGGGUCUUCAGAGGAAGAGCAGGGCCAUACCGCUAAGCCUGACCAGAGUUCAAGCAGCAGUUUGUGCGAUGGUGGUGGUGGUGCAAGCUAUACCAACAGCAUGGGCGGCUACGGAAGCACUUGUGGAAGUAAUAGUGAUGUGGACCAAGGCGCCAUGAUCAAGGCUGAAACAGAGUGCAACAACAAUGAAGGAGGAGGAGCAGGUUCCUUCACACAUGUCAAAAGCUCUACUCGAUCGGUCCAAAGAGAAGCUGCUCUGGCCAAAUUCCGGCUGAAGCGUAAAGAAAGGUGCUUUGAUAAAAAGGUUCGAUAUGAGAGUAGGAAAAUGCUUGCUGAGCAGCGCCCGAGGGUGAAAGGGCAGUUUGUACGCCGAGUCCCAACCGCGCCCCCUCGUUUAGAAGUCGAGCAAUAAUAUCAACUCGUAAAUGUGGUACAGGAUGCAUUUAGCUGUUUGAUUUGGUUUUGAUCCAUCUACAGAUUCUUAUUAGGCGGAUUUGGCUAGUUGUGGAAACAAGAACCUCCUUAGGUAGAUGUCAAUGGUGUAACAUUCUUACCAAAGAAACCAUAAAAUAUGGUACACAUUUAGACAUACAUCCUCAACCAGCCUUUCCUUUCAGCAUGAGGCUGGUUUGUUGUAGAUGGGUUCUUUAUUUUCUUUUAGGAUAGAGCGGCUUGUAUGUUGUAAUUCAUCAUUGAAAAAAAAUAUGCUCAAACCUUUCUGCAGAUUUUGUUCAUUAGAGUAGGGCUUGUGGCUAGUUUGCAGUUUGUUUAUUUUUUCACUCUUGAACAAAGCUUGAUUUCUGCCAGAUUAUUGUAAACUUUUGGUGUAUAAACCUUGUAAUGUAUGAAUUAUAGAGAUUUGUUUUGCUACUUCUUCUAAAAGCAACAUUUCUUCUGUGAUGGCGCGGAGCUUCUAAGAGAGACUGAACGAAUUUGUGGUCCUUGAGAGCUAGCUCAUGGUGUCGGCGAUCUUGAGGAGAGUUGAAGACGAUGGUGGGAAAAGCUGGUUCUGGCCUCUGGGAACGAAGGUGGAUGGGAGAAGAUUGGGGAUUGGAAUGGGAUUGAGGACGAUGGUGGCUUUUUAAUUUGGUUAUUAUUGGCGGAUAGGAAACUACAAAAUACAUAAAACAAAAAAUCAAUAUAAUUAAAGUUUAUAU